This is a messenger RNA of Mandrillus leucophaeus (drill), 6709 nucleotides long. RefSeq names its product dedicator of cytokinesis 11 (gene DOCK11). The transcript has 53 exons. Bases 1 to 6366 code for a protein of 2121 amino acids. Gene Ontology annotation, molecular function: guanyl-nucleotide exchange factor activity. The record is from RefSeq and is a predicted model, not a curated record. NCBI's taxonomy places the organism in Eukaryota, Metazoa, Chordata, Mammalia, Primates, Cercopithecidae. Gene Ontology annotation, biological process: small GTPase-mediated signal transduction; marginal zone B cell differentiation; positive regulation of filopodium assembly.
AUGGGUUUUGAAGGGGUGCUGCUGCGGAGGGAGGGCAUUAGAAACAACGGGGUUCCGCGACAGAGUGGGCGCGGGGUCAUCUACCGCAGGGAGAGGGUGUCCCUCGGGGACCCGCGAGCGCUCCAGAGGCAAGGGGAAGGUGCCGUGGGGAUUUGCGGGGAGACUGGGUGUGUCAGUCCAGGGAUGGAGGACCUGGGGUCAGAGCUCCACAGCUCGGAAAAGGCCAAAGUUGUUGAGCCCCUGGACUAUGAGAAUGUUAUUGCCCAAAGAAAAACCCAGAUUUACAGCGACCCCCUCCGAGAUCUGCUUAUGUUUCCAAUGGAAGAUAUAUCUAUCUCGGUAAUAGGUCGUCAGCGCAGAACGGUGCAGUCUACUGUACCAGAAGAUGCUGAAAAGAGGGCCCAGAGUUUAUUUGUCAAAGAGUGUAUUAAAACCUAUAGCACAGAUUGGCACGUGGUAAACUACAAGUAUGAGGACUUCUCUGGGGACUUUCGAAUGUUGCCAUGUAAAUCUUUGAGACCAGAAAAGAUUCCUAAUCAUGUAUUUGAGAUAGAUGAAGACUGUGAGAAAGAUGAGGACUCAUCUUCUUUAUGUUCUCAGAAGGGUGGUGUGAUAAAACAAGGCUGGUUGCAUAAAGCAAAUGUAAAUAGCACCAUCACAGUAACCAUGAAGGUAUUCAAGAGACGAUAUUUUUACUUGACCCAACUUCCUGAUGGUUCAUAUAUUCUCAAUUCCUAUAAAGAUGAGAAAAAUUCAAAAGAAUCGAAAGGUUGCAUCUACUUGGACGCCUGCAUUGAUGUUGUUCAGUGCCCCAAAAUGCGCCGUCAUGCUUUUGAACUCAAGAUGUUAGAUAAGUAUAGCCAUUAUCUGGCUGCUGAAACUGAGCAGGAAAUGGAGGAAUGGUUGAUAACUUUGAAAAAGAUUAUUCAGAUCAAUACCGACAGUUUAGUUCAAGAGAAAAAGGAGACGGUAGAAACAGCACAAGAUGAUGAAACUAGCAGCCAAGGAAAAGCCGAGAACAUCAUGGCAAGUUUGGAAAGGAGCAUGCAUCCGGAACUGAUGAAGUAUGGAAGAGAAACUGAACAACUAAACAAACUCAGUAGAGGAGAUGGAAGACAGAAUCUCUUUUCUUUUGAUUCAGAAGUUCAGAGGUUGGACUUUUCAGGAAUUGAACCUGAUAUAAAGCCAUUUGAAGAAAAGUGCAACAAACGUUUCCUGGUAAAUUGCCAUGAUUUAACUUUCAAUAUCUUGGGCCAAAUUGGAGACAAUGCAAAAGGACCACCCACAAAUGUUGAGCCCUUUUUUAUCAAUCUUGCCUUAUUUGAUGUAAAGAACAAUUGUAAGAUUUCAGCAGACUUUCAUAUAGACCUGAAUCCCCCAUCUGUCCGUGAAAUGCUGUGGGGCUCUUCAACCCAACUGGCCAGUGACGGUAGCCCAAAGGGCUCUUCACCCGAAUCUUACAUUCACGGAAUUGCCGAAUCUCAGUUACGCUACAUACAGCAGGGAAUUUUCUCAGUGACGAAUCCACAUCCUGAAAUUUUUCUAGUUGCAAGAAUUGAAAAGGUGCUGCAGGGAAACAUUACACACUGUGCAGAACCCUACAUCAAAAAUUCUGAUCCAGUAAAGACGGCACAGAAGGUGCACAGGACAGCUAAACAAGUGUGUAGCCGCCUUGGACAAUACAGAAUGCCCUUCGCUUGGGCUGCCAGACCCAUUUUCAAAGAUACUCAAGGCUCUCUCGAUCUGGAUGGGAGAUUUUCUCCUCUGUAUAAACAAGACAGUAGCAAGCUUUCAAGUGAAGACAUUCUCAAGUUGCUCUCAGAAUAUAAGAAGCCAGAAAAGACCAAACUGCAGAUUAUACCUGGGCAGCUAAACAUCACAGUAGAAUGCGUUCCUGUGGAUUUAUCAAAUUGUAUUACUUCUUCAUAUGUUCCCUUGAAGCCUUUUGAAAAGAAUUGUCAAAAUAUUACUGUGGAGGUUGAAGAGUUCGUUCCAGAAAUGACAAAAUAUUGUUAUCCAUUUACUAUUUACAAAAACCAUCUGUAUGUAUAUCCCUUGCAAUUAAAAUAUGAUAGCCAGAAAACAUUUGCCAAGGCAAGGAACAUUGCAGUCUGUGUGGAAUUCCGGGAUUCAGAUGAAAGUGACGCUAGUGCUCUAAAGUGUAUUUAUGGAAAACCUGCAGGGUCUGUUUUUACCGCAAAUGCUUAUGCUGUUGUCUCGCAUCACAAUCAAAAUCCAGAGUUCUAUGAUGAGAUUAAAAUUGAGCUUCCCAUUCACCUACAUCAAAAACAUCAUUUGCUUUUCACUUUUUAUCAUGUAAGUUGUGAAAUUAACACAAAGGGGACAACCAAAAAGCAGGACACAGUUGAAACUCCAGUUGGGUUUGCCUGGGUACCUUUGCUGAAAGAUGGUAGAAUCAUCACAUUUGAGCAGCAGCUGCCAGUUUCCGCCAAUCUUCCCCCAGGCUACUUGAAUCUGAAUGAUGCGGAAUCAAGAAGGCAAUGUAACGUGGAUAUUAAAUGGGUAGAUGGUGCAAAGCCUUUGCUGAAGAUUAAAAGCCACUUAGAAUCUACCAUUUACACUCAAGAUCUGCAUGUGCACAAAUUCUUCCAUCAUUGCCAGCUGAUUCAGUCAGGCUCGAAAGAAGUUCCAGGGGAGCUCAUUAAAUAUUUAAAGUGUUUGCAUGCCAUGGAGAUCCAAGUCAUGAUACAGUUUCUGCCUGUAAUUCUUAUGCAACUCUUCCGAGUUCUCACAAAUAUGACUCAUGAAGAUGACGUUCCUAUCAACUGCACCAUGGUUCUCUUACAUAUUGUAUCAAAGUGCCACGAAGAAGGCUUGGAUAGUUAUUUAAGAUCAUUCAUAAAGUAUAGCUUCCGACCUGAAAAACCGAGUGCUCCUCAGGCCCAGCUGAUACAUGAAACCCUGGCUACUACGAUGAUAGCUAUAUUGAAACAGUCUGCAGAUUUUUUAUCAAUAAACAAAUUGCUAAAGUACUCAUGGUUUUUCUUUGAAAUAAUUGCAAAGUCGAUGGCCACAUACUUGUUGGAAGAGAAUAAGAUUAAGCUUCCCCGAGGCCAGAGAUUUCCCGAGACAUAUCAUCAUGUCUUACAUUCACUGCUUCUUGCAAUAAUUCCCCAUGUGACUAUUCGGUAUGCGGAGAUUCCCGAAGAGUCCAGAAAUGUGAACUAUAGUUUGGCUAGCUUCCUGAAGCGCUGUUUGACACUAAUGGAUAGAGGAUUUAUUUUCAAUUUAAUAAAUGACUAUAUAUCUGGAUUCAGUCCCAAAGAUCCUAAGGUUCUGGCUGAAUACAAGUUUGAAUUUCUGCAAACAAUUUGCAAUCACGAACAUUACAUUCCUCUGAACUUGCCAAUGGCAUUUGCAAAACCUAAACUGCAGCGGGUUCAAGAUUCAAAUCUUGAAUACAGUUUAUCAGAUGAGUAUUGCAAGCAUCACUUCUUGGUUGGUCUACUUCUGAGGGAAACUUCCAUUGCUCUUCAGGACAAUUAUGAGAUCAGAUAUACAGCUAUCUCUGUCAUAAAGAAUCUUUUGAUAAAACAUGCAUUUGACACAAGAUACCAGCACAAGAACCAACAAGCCAAAAUAGCACAAUUGUACCUUCCCUUUGUUGGACUACUUUUGGAAAAUAUACAGCGAUUAGCAGGUCGAGAUACCUUGUAUUCUUGUGCAGCCAUGCCUAAUUCUACAUCCAGAGAUGAGUUUCCAUGUGGCUUUACUUCACCUGCCAAUAGAGGGAGUCUGAGCACUGACAAAGACACCGCUUAUGGGUCUUUUCAAAAUGGACAUGGAAUUAAGAGAGAAGAUUCAAGAGGUUCCCUCAUCCCAGAAGGAGCAACAGGAUUUCCAGAUCAGGGCAACACUGGUGAAAAUAUUUCUUACAACCUCUCCUCCCUCCUUCACCCGCGUUCCCUGCCUGCAUCAUGUUUCACAGAUUUGGAAAUGGGAGGGAUGGCCUUGUCGCUCGAUAACAGUGCCGUUAAGAAAAUGGCGGACUUGCCGUGGAUUGGAGCUAAUACUCUCUUAACUUACUGGAAUAAAGUAUCUCCUCAAGAGCUCAUAAACAUUCUUAUACUUUUAGAAGUAUGCUUGUUUCACUUUAGAUAUAUGGGGAAAAGAAACAUAGCAAGGGUGCAUGAUGCCUGGCUGUCAAAACACUUCGGAAUAGACCGAAAAUCGCAAACCAUGCCUGCUCUUCGAAACAGAUCAGGAGUAAUGCAGGCCCGGCUUCAGCAUCUUAGUAGCCUAGAAAGUUCAUUUACACUCAAUCACAGUUCUACAACAACUGAAGCAGACAUUUUCCACCAGGCACUUCUUGAAGGCAAUACAGCUACUGAAGUUUCCCUAACAGUACUAGAUACCAUAUCAUUUUUCACUCAGUGCUUCAAGACCCAGCUUUUAAAUAAUGAUGGCCAUAACCCAUUAAUGAAAAAAGUGUUUGAUAUACAUCUUGCUUUUCUUAAAAAUGGACAAUCUGAAGUGUCGCUGAAACAUGUAUUUGCCUCACUAAGAGCUUUCAUCAGUAAGUUUCCUUCAGCAUUUUUCAAAGGAAGAGUAAACAUGUGUGCUGCAUUUUGCUAUGAGGUUUUAAAGUGCUGCACAUCGAAGAUUAGCUCAACCAGGAACGAAGCAUCUGCACUUUUGUAUCUUUUGAUGAGAAACAACUUUGAGUACACCAAAAGGAAAACCUUUUUGAGGACACAUCUACAGAUAAUAAUUGCUGUAAGCCAACUGAUAGCUGAUGUAGCACUAAGCGGAGGAUCAAGAUUUCAGGAGUCUUUAUUCAUUAUCAAUAAUUUUGCAAAUAGUGACAGACCUAUGAAGGCAACUGCCUUUCCCACAGAAGUCAAAGACUUGACGAAGAGAAUCCGCACUGUUCUUAUGGCCACUGCCCAAAUGAAGGAGCAUGAGAAAGAUCCUGAAAUGCUAAUUGAUCUCCAGUAUAGCUUAGCCAAGUCCUAUGCAAGCACCCCAGAGCUCAGGAAAACCUGGCUUGAUAGCAUGGCCAAAAUUCAUGUAAAAAAUGGAGAUUUUUCAGAGGCUGCGAUGUGUUAUGUCCAUGUAGCAGCUCUAGUUGCAGAGUUUCUUCAUCGAAAAAAAUUAUUUCCUAAUGGAUGUUCAGCCUUCAAGAAAAUUACUCCCAAUAUAGAUGAAGAAGGAGCAAUGAAAGAAGAUGCUGGGAUGAUGGAUGUCCAUUAUAGUGAAGAAGUCUUGCUGGAGUUGCUAGAACAAUGUGUGGAUGGCUUAUGGAAGGCAGAACGUUAUGAAAUAAUUUCUGAGAUUUCCAAGUUGAUCAUUCCAAUUUAUGAGAAACGUCGUGAGUUUGAGAAACUUACUCAAGUUUAUAGAACUCUUCAUGGAGCUUACACAAAAAUUCUGGAAGUUAUGCACACAAAAAAGAGACUUUUAGGCACUUUCUUCAGAGUUGCCUUUUAUGGCCAAUCUUUUUUUGAAGAAGAAGAUGGAAAGGAGUACAUCUAUAAAGAACCAAAGCUCACUGGCCUCUCAGAAAUUUCCUUGAGACUUGUUAAACUUUAUGGUGAAAAGUUUGGCACGGAGAACGUCAAAAUAAUUCAGGAUUCAGACAAGGUAAAUGCCAAAGAGCUUGAUCCAAAAUAUGCUCAUAUACAAGUUACUUACGUGAAGCCUUACUUUGAUGACAAAGAACUCACAGAAAGAAAGACCGAGUUUGAAAGAAAUCAUAAUAUCAGCAGAUUUGUUUUUGAGGCCCCUUACACUUUAUCAGGCAAAAAACAAGGCUGUAUAGAAGAACAGUGCAAACGCCGUACAAUCUUGACAACUUCAAACUCGUUUCCCUACGUGAAGAAGAGGAUUCCUAUUAACUGUGAACAGCAGAUUAAUUUAAAACCAAUUGAUGUUGCCACUGAUGAAAUAAAAGACAAAACUGCAGAGCUGCAAAAGCUUUGCUCCUCUGCUGACGUGGACAUGAUUCAGCUCCAACUUAAAUUGCAAGGCUGUGUUUCUGUGCAGGUCAAUGCUGGUCCAUUAGCAUAUGCAAGAGCUUUCUUAAAUGACAGCCAAGCUAGCAAGUAUCCACCUAAGAAAGUGAGUGAGUUGAAAGACAUGUUUAGGAAAUUUAUACAAGCAUGCAGCAUUGCACUUGAACUAAAUGAGCGGCUAAUUAAAGAAGAUCAAGUUGAGUACCAUGAAGGGCUAAAGUCAAAUUUCAGAGACAUGGUAAAAGAAUUAUCUGACAUUAUCCAUGAGCAGAUAUUACAAGAAGACACGAUGCAUUCUCCCUGGAUGAGCAACACAUUACAUGUAUUUUGUGCAAUUAGUGGUACAUCAAGUGACCGAGGUUAUGGUUCCCCAAGAUACGCUGAAGUGUGAGGAAAUGCAGAUGUACGUGACAAUGAGACUGACCUUUCUCAGGAAUAUUUGGAGCUGUGCAAAUGUUAAAAUUUAAAGAUUUGAUAUACAUGGAGUGUUUCUUCUCGACACCAAAAUUUUCAUGUGUUCCAACAGGGUGCUUACGUAUUUGUAAAUAAGCAACUUGAAAGUGCCUGGAAAAUUGCACCACUGUGCUUGGUUUGUACUUUUUUAGGUAAAUCUAUAUGCUGAAAAGUAGAGCUCAAAAACAGUAGUUCAAUUUGCUUAAUUAUUGCUUAAAAUAAUAAUGGUACUAUGUAAAAUUGUAUAAUGGAAUACAAUAAAAGGUAAAACUUAUUUGUAA